This is a messenger RNA of Spinacia oleracea (spinach), 1304 nucleotides long. Its product is annotated as expansin-B3-like. Gene Ontology annotation, cellular component: extracellular region; plasmodesma. The coding region runs from base 220 to 1011 and encodes 263 amino acids. Lineage: Eukaryota; Viridiplantae; Streptophyta; Magnoliopsida; Caryophyllales; Amaranthaceae. The transcript has 4 exons. The record is from RefSeq and is a predicted model, not a curated record. Gene Ontology annotation, biological process: sexual reproduction.
CGUCCAGUUUGGGUCUGAAAAACAGAACAAACUAACACUACUACUACUCCACUUUUUUUUUCCCCCUUGUUCUAGGGUAAACAAAAGAAGAGCAUUCUUCUUUGUUGCCCCCAAAAAGAGAAGUGUCGGUAGUUUUCUCUUUCACACCACCUUCCGCCACCAUCUCCCCCUCUUUGUCGGUCUUCGUCUAUUUGCGAGUACUUGUACAUUUUACCCACAAUGUGGUCUUUUGUACAGCAUUUGAACUUUUUUCUACUUGGAGCGUUUUUGGUUUUCGGGUUUGCGGAUGCAGCAAAAUUGUACAAAAAGUCCAUCCCACAUUGGAAACCCGCUACCGCUACUUGGUAUGGUGAGCCUAACGGCGAUGGCAGUGAUGGUGGGGCAUGCGGGUAUGGAUCCUUGGUGGAUGUGAGACCAUUUAGGGCACGUGUCGGUGCGGUUAGCCCGAUCCUAUUCAAAAGCGGGGAAGGAUGUGGGGCGUGCUACAAAGUCAAGUGUUUGGACAGUGAGCUUUGUUCAAGGAGAGCCGUUACUGUUGUUAUCACUGAUGAGUGUCCUGGUGGUUACUGCUCCGGUGGAAACACCCAUUUUGACCUCAGUGGGGCCGCAUUCGGUCGCUUAGCCGUCUCGGGUGAAGGUGGUCAGAUUAGGAACCGUGGGGUCAUUAACGUCAUUUACCGAAGGACGCCAUGUAAAUAUCCCGGAAAGAAGGUUGCAUUCCAUGUAAACGAAGGCUCCACUAACUAUUGGCUCUCUCUUCUAGUGGAGUUCGAGGAUGGAGAUGGAGAUGUAGGUGCAAUGCACAUAAAAGAGGCAACAUCAAAUGAAUGGAUAGAAAUGACGCAUUUGUGGGGAGCAAAUUGGUGCAUAAUUGGGGGACCUUUGAAAGGCCCAUUUUCAGUUAAAUUGACAACACUUUCAACGGGUAGAAGUCUAUCAACUAGGGAUGUUAUUCCACGGAAUUGGUCACCGACAGCCACUUAUACAUCUCGUCUUAACUUCUACCCCUAACUUCCACCCCUAACUUCCACGGUGAUUAAAUCAUCGUUAAAUUGUCUCAUUCCGAAGAAUAAUGCACGGCUGUUUCUUUUUCCUUUUUUUUAAAGGGAAAUGAAAAGUAGCAUCCAAUGCUCUUUCAUUUUUCUUUUUCUCACCCUUUAAUUCUGGAUUUGUUUGUUAUUAAGAUGAAGGGAGCCAUCUCCUCAAAGGAGGAGAGCGAGCAGACAUCAUAUGAGUCUUGGUUGUAUCUUGUAUGAUACUUCUAUGUUAUUGUACUAUAUGUUAAGUUGUAAGUUUUUGUGUUA